AUGUCAGUUAUCAUCCUCUCCGCCACCAACGUCUCGACGAUUUCUCGCAGCUUCGGGCCCGACGAACUCACCAGUCUCAUGUCCCGCGUCUUCUACUCUUUGUCUCAAUCCCCGUCCGGAUCGUCGGCAGAAAUCCAGCAGCCCUCCCGCAUCUCCAUUUCCACCAGCAAUCACACGGCCCUCUUCAUGCCGUCGCGGAUUUCCCUGAUGGGUACCGCGAUCAAGGUUGUUUCUGUUCCUACGCUUUCGGCGCCGCAGGACGUGCGGGAGAACGGGCUGCCCGCGAGCACGCUUGUUCUAGAUGAGCGGACGGGCGCUGUGAAAGCCCUGGUGAACGCGCGGCAUCUCACGGCACUGAGAAACGCAGCUGGAUCGUUGCUUGCCACCCGGCUACUUGUCCCGCCUUCCACGCCGCCUCGGACGCUCCUGGCGAUCGGCGCGGGCGCCCAGGUCUCCGCACACGUUUCGCUGUUCCUUCGCUACUUCCGCACCAUCAUCUCGUGCACUAUCCUCAACCGCGCCCGCAACUCUAGGCUACUGAACUUGGUUUCCGCUCUCGAGAAGGAAUACCCUCUUGUGUGCUUCGAUACCGGCACGCUUCUCGGACAGCCAGAGGACACCGAGGCGCAUCUGCAGUCGGCGAUCGAACAGGCAGAUAUCAUAGUCACCGCGACGUCGUCUACUCGGUCACUUUUCCCCUCUGCGUACGUUCGACCCGGCACUCACCUAUGCCUCAUUGGCUCCUACACGCCGAACAUGCACGAGAUUGAUAGUGAACUCGUCAGGAGGGCGGGCAAGAUUGUUGUUGAUUCUCGAGAUGCAUGCAUGACGGAGGCAGGAGAACUCAUCUCUGCCGGCCUGGGGCCGUCAGACCUGAUCGAGCUGGGCGAGCUAGUUCAGUUUGAGGGCAGUUUAGCGGAUGACGCACCGUGGCUCCCAAGAGAUGCUCUGAUACAGCAGGUGAGAGACUCGGGCGACAUAACCAUAUUCAAGUCCGUCGGCGUCGGGUUACAAGACGUGGCCAUCGCAUCGGCAGUCGUGGCGCGUGCGGAGAAGGACAGGAUUGGAUUGAUCGCGAGCGAGUACGAUACGGGAGGUGAUUGA
Molecule: messenger RNA, 1104 nt
Organism: Fibroporia radiculosa
Lineage: Eukaryota; Fungi; Basidiomycota; Agaricomycetes; Polyporales; Fibroporiaceae
Exons: 4
Coding region: 1-1104 (367 amino acids)
Cellular component (GO): cytoplasm
Source: RefSeq, a predicted model, not a curated record